Manihot esculenta (cassava) is the source of this 1013-nucleotide messenger RNA. RefSeq lists its product as uncharacterized. Gene Ontology annotation, cellular component: plastid. The transcript has a single exon. Bases 154 to 765 code for a protein of 203 amino acids. Lineage: Eukaryota; Viridiplantae; Streptophyta; Magnoliopsida; Malpighiales; Euphorbiaceae. The record is from RefSeq and is a predicted model, not a curated record.
AUAAGACAGUGUGUGCCAAACUGCUCAGCCAUUCUUCCUACUCUGCCUCCACUGCAGGAGAAGGAGAGAGAGAGAGAAAUAGACGGAGCAGCAGCUUCCCUCUCCUCCGCCCAAAUCUCGCAAAUCGUUCUGCGCAAUUCCAUCUCAUUUACCAUGGACCCUUCCAUCCCUCAAAAUCUCGAUGACUACUCACCAUCCUCAACCACCAUAAAAUUCGACUACCCAAUUCCCCUUCUCAGGGGUCCCAUACACGCCGGCCCAUCCGAGAACCCUUCCUCCGGCCCUUACGUUCUCGCUUUCCGAAAUCCCCAAUCCUGGGCCGCCGCCUACAAGACCUGCGAGUCGAAAAUUAUCGAGCAGUGCGAGGGUGGGGCCAGGAUUGGGUGUGCCAUAGCCGCAUCCGACAAGUGUAAGCCCCCAUGGUGGCACAAUUUGAUUGGAGGGAAAUUGCCUGAUUUGAAGGAGAGAGAGAUGUGCGAGGAACGCGAAAUGGAAGGCUGUUUAGCUGCAGCGAAGGAGAAGUGCAUUUGGUUCGCCAAGGACAAGUGCUGGAGGCCGUUCAGCGAGGCGAGAAUUGCAGCCGAGGAAGGGACAGUGAGUGAAAAAAUGGUUAGAAAAUUAGUAUGUUUAGUGUCAAUGCCAGAGAGGAGCAAGUGGGCCGGUCUGAUUGAAUUCGAUGAAAGUGAGUUUGGCAUAACGAAUCACAAAGCCAGUGAGUUGCUGGGGUCUGAUCCAAAUUAUGAAUGGUUUUUCAAGCAAAGGUGAAAGAGGCAGUGAGACUCAGCUGCUCGAUCAAUUCUUAACUGGUUGAUUCUGGAGAGGUAUGUCUCUUAAACUUUACUUUCUAAUUGGCGUUUGAUGUGAUAAGAUGGACUUUAAUCAUGCUGAGAUGAAGAACGUUCCAUUAUGUUCAUGCUAGUAAAUUAGCAAUGUAGAUCGUAGAGCAUUUAGACUUUGCUUAAUCGGAUCAAAUUGAACUGGACGUGGUUUGAUAUCCAGUCCUACAUUUUUAA